AUGAAGAGCCAAGAUGCCAGAGAAUCAGAGCUGAGAAUCACUGUGGUGGGUAAAACAGGAACCAGCAAAAGUGCUACAGGGAACAGCAUCCUCAGGAAGCCAGCAUUUGAGUUGAGGCUGAGCACCCAGACCUUGACCAAGACUUGCAGUGAAAGUCAGGAAAGCUGGGGAAAGAGGGAAAUGAUCAUUAUUGACACACCAGAUAUAUUUUCUGGGAAAGGCCACUCUGAAGCCCUGUACAAAGAGGUGCGGAGGUGCUACUUACUCUCUGCUCCAGGACACCACGUGCUGCUCCUUGUGACCCAGCUGGGCCAAUACACCACCAAGGACCAGGAGUCUGCACAGAGCAUAAAGGAGAUCUUUGGAGAAGAUGUCAUUGGACACACAAUUGUCCUCUUUACUCACAAGGAAGACCUCAAUGGUGGUUCCUUGAUGGAUUACACCUGUGACACAGUCAACAAAGCCCUAAGCAAGCUGGUGGCAGCAUGUGGGGGACGAGUCUGUGCCUUUAAUAACCGUGCUGAAGGGAACAAAUGGGAUGAGCAGGUGAAGGACCUAAUGAACUUGAUUGGAGGCCUGAUGAUGGAGAAAAAGGGUGACCACUACACCAACGGUCUGUACAGCCUAGUACAGGGGUUGAAAUGUGGGCCUGUGGGAUCAGAGGGAAGAUUAAAGGAUUUCAAAGGGAGUCUUAUGAAGUACAUGGAAAUUCAGGGGCAUUGCACCUCCAUGGCCAAAGCAAAUUGCCUAGAAAGGGUCCUACUCAAAACGCAACUGUGUAUUUCAUUGUGUAUGCAGUUAUGUGUCAAAUUGCUAAUUCUGUUAUUUUGUGUAUCACACAGCAUGUGCAGUUCAUUUUACUGCUUGCUCUUUAGUGUGUGCAAUUUAUUCUGUAGCUUACUGUGUAUUAUACCCAAAACGUUCAUGAUAAUAUUGAGAAAGAUCACUGGACUAGAAUGCAGGAUUCCUAGGUCAUAG
Messenger RNA from Cynocephalus volans (Philippine flying lemur), 978 nucleotides. Its product is annotated as GTPase IMAP family member 2-like. The coding region runs from base 1 to 978 and encodes 325 amino acids. Gene Ontology annotation, cellular component: endoplasmic reticulum. Lineage: Eukaryota; Metazoa; Chordata; Mammalia; Dermoptera; Cynocephalidae. The transcript has a single exon. Gene Ontology annotation, molecular function: GTP binding. The record is from RefSeq and is a predicted model, not a curated record.